UGAGCGAGCCGCCCCGGUUUCUUCGGAUAGUGCACGGAAAUGCGCGAGAACACACGACGAAAAACCAGGACGAAUCCUUAGUAAAGGCGGUAUUUAUGUAAAUCUUCCACCAAUCACGAGAAAGACAGAUUUUACAGUGGAAUCAGGGGAGGACAGAAAUGCAUUGCGAUAUGUGUUGCAUUUAUAAAUGCCACCUAAGCUACGUGCUUCCGAAUGAACACAUAAAAGUAAAUUCCAAUUCCUGAUCAUUAAAUGUAGCAAUGCUCCAUCAUUGAAUCAGAUUAUUAAUGGAAAUCAAUCAAUGUACAUGAAGCAGUAGUCACGUGCCGAUCUACCGUGUGUAUAUCUAUGAUCCGUACGAAACGGCGCGUGCCACGUAGACGUCGCUGUGGUUACUUGUAGUACGUGGUACUUGCAGCGUUUAUUUUAUCAGUGUGUUCCGUGUGCAGGUUACCCGGUGUGUUUAAACUGGUGUCUUCAGUACGCGCUCAGGUGCCAGCGUGCAGAAAUGUUACUCGCAUGUUGGACUUGGUUUUGCACGUCUCUGCUGUCCUAUGCCAGUGGAGCAAAACUCCCGGAUCCAGAGGUUGAAAUCGAAGUUCUGAGCAAACCUUUCAUCUGCCGCCGCAAGUCGAAAUACGGGGACAUCCUGCUGGUCCAUUACGCGGGCUUUCUGGAGAACGGCACCAUGUUCCACUCCAGCCGUCUCCAUGGAGAUAAGAACCCAAUAUGGUUCACGCUGGGGAUUCGUGAGGUGAUCCGGGGCUGGGACAAGGGUCUGCAGAACAUGUGUGCAGGAGAGCGCCGAAAACUCACUGUCCCGCCCAGUCUGGCCUACGGCAAGGAGGGGAAAGGGAAGAUUCCACCGGAGAGCACGCUGGUCUUUGAUAUCGAGGUGAAGGAGAUUCGCAACGGGCCCAGAUCACACGAGUCCUUCCAGGAGAUGGACCUGAACGAUGACUGGAGGCUCUCAAAACAAGAGGUAAAGGAGUACCUGAGGAAGGAGUUUGAGAGACAUGGCUACCCUCCCAAUGACACGCACCACGAGGUCAUGGCUGAAGACAUCUUCAAGAGGGAGGACAAAAACAAAGAUGGCUACAUCUCCGCUCGAGAGUUCACCUACAAACACGACGAGCUGUAGCUACACCUCCACCCGCGAAUUCACCUACAAACACGAUGAGCUGUAGCUACACCUCCACCCGCGAAUUCACCUACAAACACGACCAGCUGUAGCUACACCUCCACCCGCGAAUUCACCUACAAACACGACCAGCUGUAGCUACACCUCCACCCGCGAAUUCACCUACAAACAUGACCAGCUGUAGCUACACCUCCACCCGUGAAUUCACCUACAAACACGACCAGCUGUAGCUACACCUCCACCCGCGAAUUCACCUACAAACACGACCAGCUGUAGCUACACCUCCACCCGCGAAUUCACCUACAAACACGACCAGCUGUAGCUCCAUUCACCCGCGAAUUCACCUACCAACACGACCAGCUGUAGCUACACCUCCACCCGCGAAUUCACCUACAAACACGACGAGCUGUAGCUCCAUUCACCCGAGAGUUCACCUACAAACGCACACCUCUAACUGCUUUAUAUUUCUACAGAUUCUCCAACCACUUGUCCUAGAUUUAAUGUUUCCUUACAGCUUUUGAGUUGAUUUUCAGUGGAUGCACACAGACUCACACAGACAUGCACAGAUGCACAGAUGCUGUGAGUGCAUGUGAGCACGGUAAGGUUUCCCUUUGAACAGUUUUUCACCCAAAGUGGCUGUUGACUCCAUGUCGGCAAUAACAAGUAGUGCUUUUAGUCACUCGUGUAUUUUAUACUUGCCUCCUGUUUUCUGGGUGGUUUUUGUGAAAUGCUGACACUGUACUCGACUGUACACUCGGUGAGCAGCUGAAGCAGGAAUUCCAAAAGGGUUUGCCAUGUGUGCUUUGCCUCAGGACUUAGUUAAACCAUUCAGUUUAACGAGCUAGAAUCCUGCCCAGCAGUGGUGAGAAAAGUAGUAUAAUAUCACUAAUCUAGAACGUCUCCGUCAGUGAGUCGUGUCCUGUGUGUCUGUAUUGUACUGUAUUUUUAUACAAAGGCCUUUUUGGGGGAAAAAAUAAAUAGCGUGACUCAUUCUU
Messenger RNA from Anguilla anguilla (European eel), 2136 nucleotides. Its product is annotated as peptidyl-prolyl cis-trans isomerase FKBP14-like. The record is from RefSeq and is a predicted model, not a curated record. Gene Ontology annotation, molecular function: calcium ion binding; peptidyl-prolyl cis-trans isomerase activity. Lineage: Eukaryota; Metazoa; Chordata; Actinopteri; Anguilliformes; Anguillidae. The transcript has 4 exons. The coding region runs from base 509 to 1141 and encodes 210 amino acids.